This is a messenger RNA of Echinostoma caproni, 315 nucleotides long. The record is from the annotation of a GenBank genome assembly. NCBI's taxonomy places the organism in Eukaryota, Metazoa, Platyhelminthes, Trematoda, Plagiorchiida, Echinostomatidae.
AUGACGCUGAAUACCUUACGCGAAGUGGAAGCUCGUCUAAGACGCGAAAAUAGGCUUCCUCCGAUAACGACCAAAUCAUGCAACACGGAGUGGCCUCGUGCUCCCCUCUUUCCUGAAGCGGCGCCCAAGAUCAGCCGGCUGCAGCGUGAAUUGCCAUUGUCGGAGAAACGAUCGGGAGGCGGAGUGAAUGAUACCGGGUUGUCGUUAGCCCAGCUAGCUUCACUUUCAGCCGAUUACAAUCCUGAUUCUAAUCCACAAUUGAUGUUCUCCUCAGGAGAUAUUGAUGAUGAUGACGAUGAGCGUUCACCGACGUAA